UAUAUUUAUUCGUCGCGUAGCAAUAAAAAACGCAGCGCUAAAGGAUUUCCAACCAAAACAAAAACAAAAACAAAGCGUUAUUACUUGCAUAUAGCAACAACAAUAACAACAACAACAAUAGCAGCAGUACAAUUCCAUUUGUAGACGUGUUUGUGUGCUGAAAAAUUGCUGAUGAAAUUAUUUAUGAGCAGCGUAUAUCAAAUAUUACGCGCACUGUUGCAGUUGUUGCUGUUGCUGCUGCUGCUGCAGUUGCUAUUGCUGAAUGCAAAAGCAUCCGCCGCGCCCACGAACACAACAUGUAAACAUACCACGGACAUAUGGGGCGAUCCCAAUCCGAACAUAUACUACGUGUGCUCUGUGGCCGACCAAAUACCGUUGCAGUUACAUUGCCCACAGGGUCGUGGAUUUUUCAACGGUCUCGGCUAUUUGGGUUGCGUGCCCUAUGAACAUUGGCCAGCCUGCCAGCCUGCCUACCGCAACGCUCAACAGGAGCAGCACCAGCAGCAGCAGCAGCAAAGUUGCAAGCGCAACAGCAGCAGCCUGGCAGCUCAUACAAAGGACCAGCCUUGGGCUACGCUGAAUCCAAACCAGUUCUAUAUCUGUGCCAAUGCCGAUGCCACACCGAUGCUACUCAGCUGUGCCAGUGGCAAGGGUUUUGUGCAGACUCCACAAACUGUGGGCUGUGCGGAUUGGAUGCAGUGGCGUCGCCAGAUGGGCUGUGAGGCGUACUUUUGAGCACGACUGUCAUGAAAAAUUAAAUGUGAGCAGCAGCUAUGCAUAUAUGCAUUGAUAAAAAUAGGGCUCAUCUUUUUACUGUACGCCACAAGAGUAUU
This is a messenger RNA of Drosophila busckii, 833 nucleotides long. RefSeq lists its product as uncharacterized. The transcript has a single exon. The record is from RefSeq and is a predicted model, not a curated record. The coding region runs from base 172 to 735 and encodes 187 amino acids. Lineage: Eukaryota; Metazoa; Arthropoda; Insecta; Diptera; Drosophilidae.